AUCCCAACGGACAUGCUUCCACGUCUCCCGGUGGAGAUUUGGUUGUUGAUCAUUGAUGAACUCGGUGCAGAGCGCGAGUACGAUGCAUUGGAGGCGUGUGCGAAGGCUACUGAAGGCUUGAUUCAGGAGAGGGCGAUAAAAUACGUCCCAGACGAAAUGACAUUCAGGACUCAGGAGGAGGUUGCGAGCAUCGAGCUGGCGCAACGCUGGGAGGGGCCCCGGAAGGUGAGAAUCGAGGGAGGCAGGCGUCCACGUAGUGAUGAGCGUCUCCCGAUCCCACACCUGGCGACAUUCGCCUCAAGGCUCGCAGGGAAGUGGUUCAGCUUAGAGGAGCUCAUCAUUGCGAGAGCGGAGUGGCGGGUUCAGGAUCUCGAUCUUCCCUCCGUCUCGCUCAAUUUAUCCUGCUUCGCCUCAAUCAGGCGCCUCGAGCUCUGUCACGUCACGUUUCCAAGCGCCCUGACGUUUUUCCGCCUGGUCUGCGCCCUCCCAUCCCUCAAUUCCCUUUCUCUCUGGGACAUAAAUAUUGUCAAAUACGCCAUCGAUGCUCGAACGCUCUCGACCUUCCCCGUUCUGUCUGCUCUCAAGCUGAACUCUAUAACCCUGGUGCGGCCCGAGGAAUUCAUCGGCGACCGGCCUACAACCCUUGCAAGUCAUUCCACUGGGCUACUUCAAUGGGUCUCCAAUAUAAUGGACCGUAUAUCCAUCGAGAGGACCACCCUAUCUCUUCAUACGUCUCCAUGGUGCAAUGUCAAGGCUCUGAAGCUCUGGGAUGUAAGCUUUCCGACAGUUGCCGCUUUUGCACGCUUGCUUGGCGCCCUUCCCGUCCUCAGCAAACUCCAAAUCCAGGGGCCAUGCAUGUUUUCCAAACAUGACUUUGAUUACAGUGAUGUGCCCGUAAUCCCCGGCGUGUUCAUGUCGAGUUUGAGAGAACUUGACUUAGGUUACAAAUGUUGCUUAUGCUCUGACCCUCAAUCUCUGGACGAUCUCGUCGCCGUCUUCAUUCGAACUGGAGCUAGCGACCUUUUGAACUCGAUACACGCUUGGCUGCCUUUAUCUUUGCGUACAACAACAAGCAUAGAUGUCGCUAUCAAUAGACUAGUCGAACAUGCUGGGCAAUCACUGCAUGACCUCCGUCUUCGUGUAAUCUCGCAAGACGAUUUCCUGCUAUACAAUAAAGCGGCGAGAUAUGUAGGCCCAAGCACAACUCGCUGCUUUAACAUCUCGAGGAAUAAGCGCCUCCGACACCUUGAAUGCUCGAUGGAUAUUGCCCGCAAGGACCGGUUUCACAUUGAUCCUAUUCUAGAACUUCUUCACCGGGUUACGUCAACGCGCAUAUCUGACUUCAGUUUAACCCUGCACGUGAUGGACGAAGUAGUCCCUCCAAAGCUGUGGUCAAGCCUCUCGGAGCUCGAUGUAGUCCUCUCGCAAGCAGUCUUUGGCAAGCUUGCAAAAGUCCGGAUACAAAUACGCCUCGAAGAAUCAUUCCCACACAAUCUGGAGGCUAGGGUGAGGUCGUGCUUACCAAAGCUAGAUGCGCGGGGGUGGGGUAUUCUGUGGUGCGUACUGAUGGCAUCCUCUGAGUCGUCGCUAUAA
This is a messenger RNA of Postia placenta MAD-698-R-SB12, 1593 nucleotides long. RefSeq lists its product as hypothetical. Lineage: Eukaryota; Fungi; Basidiomycota; Agaricomycetes; Polyporales; Adustoporiaceae. The transcript is spliced from 3 exons. The record is from RefSeq and is a predicted model, not a curated record. The coding region runs from base 13 to 1593 and encodes 526 amino acids.